AUGAUUUGGGGGGGGGUGUUGGGUAAGAGGAUUUGGGGGGUGGAGUUGGAAGGAUGGUUGUUUGAAGUGGGUUGGAUUGGUGGUUGGGAUUUAUGUGUGGUGAAGAUGUGGUUUUGUGGGUUUAUAUUAGGGGGGGUGGGGGUGGGGUGGGAGAUGGUGAGAGUUAUGUGUUUUGGGAUGGUUGGGUUGGGGGAGUAUGGGUUGAUUUGGGGGGUAGGGGGUGGGGGAGUGGGGGGAGGGUUGGGGGGGGUGAGUGAUGUGGUGGUGUUGGGGGGGGUGGGGUGUGUGGUGGGGGAAUGGUUGGGAGUUAAUGUGGGGGGGUUGGUUGUGAAAUAG
Knipowitschia caucasica is the source of this 336-nucleotide messenger RNA. The record is from the annotation of a GenBank genome assembly. Lineage: Eukaryota; Metazoa; Chordata; Actinopteri; Gobiiformes; Gobiidae.